GAAGAAGAAGAAGAAGAAGAAGAAGAAGAAGAAGAAGAAGAAGAAGAAGAAGUUGUUACAAUUAGCUGUUAGUGACAGGAUUAGUUGGUUGUGACGUGAGUUUCCACGGCGCCUUGACUUCCAUAUGUGCCAUUAACAGGAGAUAUGAGUAUUUUCCGCCUCCUGGUUCCCCAAAGCAGCGUAUACCAUGGCUGCCUUACGCCUGUCUUGGUCAGAGCACUGAGCUCAGGACCUAACAUCAGCCACAGCCUAAAGGAGAGCUACAGGCUGCUGCAGCUGCCUGACAUUGAGCACUGUAGUCCUGCACAUGUGAAAGAAGCCUAUCUACGCCUGGCCAAGCUUUACCAUCCAGACUGUGGGGCUCCAACUGCAGAUGCAGCACUGUUUGCUCGUGUUGAGGAGGCUUACCGGGCUGUGCUUGCACAUCAGAGCAAGAAAAAGCAGGCUGAUGGAGGGAUGGAAGCAGAUGAUGAGGAUAAGUCUAGAACUGUAGCAUUUCAGCACAGGCGCUACCUCAGUUUUGACGGUAUGGGUUCAGGCACACCAAGCCAGCGUGAACGCCAGUAUAGGCAGAUGCGAGCUGACCAAGCAUCUGAGCAGGUUUUAAAUUAUCGGCACAGAGAGCAUGAGAGGGCAGCAGCUGCAGAGGGAGCACUUCUGGAGAGGGAUGUGCGUCAGCGUAGCCGAAAGAUCAAGAUCACCCAGGCAGUGGAAAGGCUAGUAGAGGACCUUAUCCAGGAAUCCAUGGCUCGUGGAGAUUUCAGGAACCUGAGUGGAGCUGGGAAACCCCUCAACAAGUUUCAACACAAUCCUUUUGCUGAUCCUAUGACACACAACCUCAACCGUAUCCUUAUAGACAAUGGUUACCAACCACCCUGGGUCGUCACACAACGGGACAUUCGAGAGAAAGUCACUCAUAUUCGUAGUAGGUUGUUAGAGGGGAGGACCAGGCUGGGGUAUCCCAUGACAUCUCAGGAACACACACAUUGGGAGCAGCUGUGUGCAUCUGUAGAGGAGGAUCUAGUCAAACUUAAUAAAAUGGUGGAUAACUACAAUCUUAUAGUACCUAUGCUCAGCAUGCAAAUGGUUCACUUCAAGUUGUCUCGAGAAGUGAGCCGUGCUGAGAAAGAAGCUCACCAACACAGACUGGAGCAGCAGAAAGUGGGAAUUCAGGAAAGAGAGAGAAGGAAGGAUGAGAAAAAAAGAACCAACACAGUGACCAAACUUAAAAAUACUAAACAAAGCCCAAUGACUUGGAUAUACAAUUUAUUUAGAUAAAAAUGCUGCUAUUCUGAAUUCCAGUGGCCAGAAAGCAAUGGCUUUGAUUACUGUGAUUUGAUUUUCACUUCGAUGAGGCACGGCUUACAAAGGCUAACAAAGUACAACAUUCUUAGUCAUUUUGUCUGCAUAUUGUCAUACAAUUGGAUGUCAGAGAAAAUACUCCACAACCUCAUUCUACUGUGUGUUGCUUCCACCAUUAUUAUUGGGUUGACCAUUACUGACCAUCCUGCAUUGUCAGUAAGUGUGAAUGAACAGUACUGCCCUGCCACGGUUGUUCUCAUUUUGAAGUGUGAUGUGUGGAGAAGUAAAUGUAAUGUUAACACAGGGUUUCAGAGGGAUUGAGUUUUAUGAUAACUGCAAAAAUAUCACAGUUAUGUGGUGUAUUUGUGUGCUCUCACAUAAUUACCAUUACCAGUUGCACUGAAGGGAAGGAAGCAAUUGCUGAAACAUAAAACCAUUUUAAAGUGUGUUAAAAGUUUCAUUUGGAAAAUAAAUGAAAUUAUUAAGACA
Sphaeramia orbicularis (orbiculate cardinalfish) is the source of this 1791-nucleotide messenger RNA. It is a transcript of the gene dnajc28, whose product is annotated as DnaJ (Hsp40) homolog, subfamily C, member 28. The transcript has 3 exons. Bases 145 to 1278 code for a protein of 377 amino acids. Lineage: Eukaryota; Metazoa; Chordata; Actinopteri; Kurtiformes; Apogonidae. The record is from RefSeq and is a predicted model, not a curated record.